AUGCGCAGGAGGCGCCGUCUCCUGAAGGCCGAGGUUUCUAGUUUCCUUGGCAACAAGGGCCCAGGGAAGGGUCACGAGCUGGUAGCAGGGGACGGUGCUAAACCAGGGUUCUAUUUUUCUGCCCAGCAGGAUGGCAGUCUUCAAUGCCCCACCUGUAAGGCCAUUUACGGGGAGAAAACAGGGACCCAGCCCCCCGGGAAGAUGGAAUUCCACCUCAUCCCCCACUCGCUUCCUGGCUACACGGACACCCAAACCAUCCGAAUCGUCUAUGACAUCCCCACUGGGAUCCAGGGUCCUGAGCACCCCAACCCUGGCAAGAAAUUCACAGCAAGAGGCUUCCCCCGGCACUGCUACCUGCCUGACAAUGAGAAGGGCCGCAAGGUGCUUCGGUUGCUCAUCAUGGCCUGGGACAGGAGGCUCAUCUUCACCAUCGGCACAUCCAACACGACGGGGGAGUCGGACACUGUGGUCUGGAACGAGAUCCACCACAAGACAGAGUUUGGCUCCAACCUCACUGGGCACGGCUACCCGGACCCCAACUACCUGGACAAUGUCUUGGCAGAGCUCACGGCACAGGGGGUCUUGGAGCCAUCGGCGAAGGACUGAGACCUGGGCCCCUCCCCCAGGCUGUCCAUGCUCCUCACUCUACUGGACAUCUCACUCUUCUAUCCCUUCACCCCCACACAGCCCCCCAACCCGACCCCCUCCAACAGGCAGGCGCCAGGAUCUCUCCUACCUGGGAAAGGGGAAAGCAAUCCUACCAGAGUCUAGGCUGGGGACAAACGUUUAGAAGUCCUUCUUUCAGGAUGACUGCAAGGGACAGAUUGACAAGCAAACCCACAUUCUUGAGAGGGGAAAAGACGCGCCCCAAAACCCUCCAAGAACACACCACAGGCCCCUUCACAAAGUCAUCCUUCCCAAUUCUAUAGCCUUCAGUUUACAAAACACUUUCCUC
Molecule: messenger RNA, 955 nt
Organism: Gracilinanus agilis (Agile Gracile Mouse Opossum)
Lineage: Eukaryota; Metazoa; Chordata; Mammalia; Didelphimorphia; Didelphidae
Gene: DTX1
Product: deltex E3 ubiquitin ligase 1
Exons: 4
Coding region: 1-606 (201 amino acids)
Biological process (GO): protein ubiquitination; Notch signaling pathway
Cellular component (GO): nucleoplasm
Molecular function (GO): ubiquitin protein ligase activity
Source: RefSeq, a predicted model, not a curated record